AUGCCACCAUCAAAAAAAAAUUUUGGUCCAUGUGCAAUUGAAAAUUGUCAAUAUGAAACUUCAAAUUUUUGUAACUUUACUGAACUUGCAGCAAAAAAAGCUCAAAAAAAACCAAAUAGAAAUAAUCCUAAUUAUUUUAAAAUCAAUAAAACUUUUCAAAACUUACAAAAAACAGAAAAAUCUUUUAAAUUAAAAUGGGAUAAUAUUUAUUUAGAAAUUUUAGAUGAUAAAAUAU
Molecule: messenger RNA, 235 nt
Organism: Cetraspora pellucida
Lineage: Eukaryota; Fungi; Glomeromycota; Glomeromycetes; Diversisporales; Gigasporaceae
Source: the annotation of a GenBank genome assembly